AUGGAACAAGUCUGGACUAGCGGUCUUCUUACCCCCCAGUAUUUGGUCGCACUCAUAGUUCUCCUCACAACACGCACACAAUCUUGCCCUCAUCUCAUAGGCCGCUCGGCAGAUUUCAAGCCUUCCGAUAAUUACUCCGAUUCUCUAACCCGCAGAGUCUUCAUGGACAUUAAUCCAGAAGAUGUGGCCUUUCUAGAACAUUUUCAGACGUUGCCGAAGCUGAGACGCCAAGCCUUCUAUCGCGGCCUUCUGGCACAGCUACGGCCAGAGGAAUGGCGCGAAAUCAAGGCCCAAGCUGAUACUCAUACUUUUCAAUAUGACAUCCUAGGCAAACUGCCUCUGGAAAUCGCGUCCCUUGUCGCAGAGUACCUGCCUCUGAUUGACGUUAUCCGCCUUCGAAGGGUCUCCAGGCGUUGGCACUCUCUCCUCUCGUCACCAUUGUUGUGUCGUGCCGCGACACGGGCUACAUUGGGGAUAGACCCCUGGAUACCUUCUCCAGACCCAGUCAUCUUUUCGAAUGGUAUAAUCCCCGAUAAAUCGGGCCAUGAUUUUACUACCUCAUUCGCCAAUUUCGUCAGAAGGAGAUCCCGCCUAGAACAGGGAAAUCCAUACAAAGUCAUCUCAAUGCGCAGUCCACUGGAUCACGAAGAUGGUGAUGGUCAUGAUGCCAAUGACUUCAGCUAUUCCAACGGCAUCUGUGCCUGGAUCGGUGAAGACGGGUUUAACACCUAUGUCAUUACCCUGAACAUAUUAACAGGCCGAAUAAAAAAGUUCACCACGGCCAACCGCGAAGUGCUAUUACAGGUCCGAGUUUCCGAGUCUUUAGUUGCUGCGCUCUCGAUUCGGGGCAACUGCCAUGUGUGGAACUAUGAUACCCCCGAGCCCUCUUCUUUCAGGGUUCCCUCGUUGGACUGUAACCAUAUCCUGAUCCAUAAGACAAGGAUUGUCCUGGAUUAUGGGGAUUAUCUCGUCCACUGGAGCUGGGAUACAAGAAUCGCCCGGACUAUUGACAUUGGAGAGACUGCGGUGGCUUUAGCUGUCCAUCCCUUGGAGGAUCGAAUUACUUUAGUCCACUUUUGUCGGGAGGAUGAAAAGCGCUGUUCGGAACCGGAGAUGUAUGUCGACAGUUGUGGAGAAGAGGGCCCGUUGAUCGAGGCUUUGCCGACGUACCAGCUACAGACGACAACAUACGCGCUAAACAGCAAGAACGAAUGGUUCACAUGUUUUUCACGCUGCGAGUCGAUUCCACGGUCGUUCUUCCCCGAGUACUGGAUUCUUGGCAACAUCGGUGCGAGAAGGGAUGCGAUAAAUCCCGGGCAGAGUAGUGUGAUUGAAAGAAUUGAAACAGACAGGGGGGACAGGGACAGGAAACAUGGCAUCUUGGUCUAUGUCUCGGUUGAACCAAACGGACAGGUCGCCAUCCACACAAUGCCACGAGAGCUUGCCUCAGAAGGCCAGUUCGUCUGCCCUGAACGAGGUAUACUUUAUGCCUCUUUCGUUGAGGGCGAUGAGCAAGAACACCGACAGUGGACAAUUUUGAAGGCUAGGAUCAUGCCAAGCACUUCAAACUCGUACACCUGGUAUGACUACUCCAUCCAGCGCAUGGAGAAGAGGGAGCAGCCUCUUCGUAUCCUUGGUGAUGCCCAAUUUAUGGUUUUCCUGGGCCAGAGCACUUUGGACAUCUGGGCGAUGGAUGAGAAUGGCGCGGAAAGAGAUGACGAUGGCAAGAUGUCGGGGCUUGAUCGUACUCAUGGGACAUGA
Penicillium daleae is the source of this 1761-nucleotide messenger RNA. Its product is annotated as F-box domain protein. NCBI's taxonomy places the organism in Eukaryota, Fungi, Ascomycota, Eurotiomycetes, Eurotiales, Aspergillaceae. Gene Ontology annotation, molecular function: protein binding. Bases 1 to 1761 code for a protein of 586 amino acids. The record is from RefSeq and is a predicted model, not a curated record. The transcript is spliced from 3 exons.